Messenger RNA from Nanorana parkeri, 3142 nucleotides. RefSeq names its product protein tyrosine phosphatase, non-receptor type 4 (gene PTPN4). NCBI's taxonomy places the organism in Eukaryota, Metazoa, Chordata, Amphibia, Anura, Dicroglossidae. Gene Ontology annotation, biological process: protein dephosphorylation. Gene Ontology annotation, molecular function: protein tyrosine phosphatase activity; cytoskeletal protein binding. The record is from RefSeq and is a predicted model, not a curated record. Gene Ontology annotation, cellular component: cytoskeleton; cytoplasm; cytoplasmic side of plasma membrane. The transcript is spliced from 28 exons.
CCAGCGGAGCUGAGACCACCUGACCACCGGGUGCAGCAGGAAGACCCACCACGUUCCUCCCUGCGAACUGCAAGACCGGCUCUUAUAUGAAGACUUUGCGCAGACAGUAAUGAGCGCACGUUUCCGAUUGCCUGCUGGCAAAACCUACAAUGUACGUGCGUCGGAGCAGGCCCGAGACAGGCAGAGCACAGAGGUUGUGUGUAAUAUCCUUCUGCUGGAUAACACUGUGCAAGCUUUCCGUGUCAGUAAACACGAGCACGGCCAAGCUCUGCUAGAUCUGGUCUUCAGGUUUCUCGAUCUCACCGAGAGGGACUAUUUUGGAUUGCAGUUGGCUGACGAUUCCUCGGAGAACCCUAGGUGGCUGGACCCAACCAAGCUAAUCAGAAAGCAGCUAAAAAGGGGGUCUCCGCACGGCCUGAAUUUCAGGGUGAAGUUCUUUGUCGCCGACUCCAGCAAGCUGCAGGAGGAAUACACCAGGUACCUUUAUUUUCUGCAGAAUAAACAGGACGUUCUCACUGGGAGGUUGCCCUGCCCUUACAGUACUGCCACCCUGCUGGCUUCUUACGCAGUUCAAUCUGAGCUGGGAGAUUACAGCCACUCGGAGCACCUCCCUGGUUACCUCGCUGAUUUCUCUUUUAUCCCUAACCAACCUCUGGACUUCGAGAAGGAGAUCGCCAAACUGCAUCAGCAGCACAGGGGCCUGACUCCUGCAGAAGCUGAAUUUAGUUUUCUGAACACCGCUCGCACUUUGGAGCUGUACGGCGUGGAGCUGCACUACGCUCGGGAUCAGAGUAACAAUGAGAUCCUGAUCGGAGUGAUGUCAGGAGGGAUUGUGAUCUAUAAAAACCGGGUACGAAUCAAUACCUUCCCAUGGUUGAAGAUUGUCAAAAUUUCUUUUAAGUGCAAACAGUUCUUCAUUCAGCUGAGAAAGGAACUGAAUGAAUAUCGGGAGACGGUGCUGGGCUUUAACAUGGUGAAUUAUCGCGCCUGUAAGAACGUGUGGAAAACGUGCGUAGAGCAUCAUACCUUCUUCCGGUUAGACUCGCCACUGCCGCCACACAAGAACUUCUUCGCUCAUUACUUCACUCUGGGCUCCAGGUUCCGGUACUGCGGGCGGACGGAGGUGCAGUCUGUGCAGUAUGGGAAGGAGAAGGCCAAUAAGGAUCGGGUUUUUGCGAGAUCUCCCAGUAAGCCUCUGACACGGAAACUGGUCAGCGAUAUGGACUGGGAAGUGACGAGCAGAAAUUCUCUGUCUACCGACAGACUGGAGACUCAGAGCCUCCCCUCCAGGUCUCCGCCGGGGACACCCAAUCCCCGAAAUUCGACAUUCAAUCAUGAGGGGACCCGUCUGCGCCCGUCCUCUGUAGGGCACCUGGUAGAUCAUGUGGUCCACGCGUCUCCUGGGAAAGUCUUCGCAAACCACAGAUCUCCGUCCUCUACUCAGGCCAACAGCAUAAUCCUGGACUCUCCCCAAUCACCAGACACGUCUCUGGAGGCUCCUCCCCCCGCGCUGCCACCGAAACAAUCCAAGAAGAACAGUCUGAGCCAAAUCUACCAAUCGCAGCCGGAGCUGGAGAACCACGUCGGCGAGAACUACGACCCUCUGUGGUCCCCGGAGAAGAGCACGCCCAAUGGUCUCGUCCCCCAUGACAAUCUUGUGCUGAUUAGAAUGCGGCCAGAUGACAGCGGACGCUUCGGGUUCAACGUAAAGGGUGGAUUUGAUCAGAAGAUGCCGGUCAUUGUAUCCCGGGUGGCCCCAGGGACAUCGGCUGACCUGUGCGUCCCGCGUCUGAAUGAAGGAGAUCAGGUUGUACUGAUCAACGGACGGGACAUUUCCGAGCAUACGCACGACCAGGUGGUCAUGUUCAUCAAGGCGAGCUGCGAGAGGCACUCGGGAGAGCUCGUCCUGCUGGUCCGACCCAACGCGGUUUACGAUAUCGUAGAAGAGAGGAUGGAAAACGAGCCGGACUUCCAGUACAUCCCGGAGAAGACGCCCAGAGACAGCAUUCACUCCGAGGACGAUGCCCUGAGGGAGUCCAUGAUCCAGCUGGCUGAGGGUCUGCUCAAUGGGAACGUCCUGGCUCAAUUUGAUCAAUUGUACAGGAGGAAGCCGGGGAUGACCAUGUCAUGUGCCAAAUUACCUCAGAACGUCUGUAAGAACCGAUACAGAGACAUUUCGCCUUAUGAUGCUACUCGAGUCAUAUUACUUGGUGGGGACGAUUACAUCAAUGCAAAUUAUAUUAACAUGGAAAUCACUUCUUCCAGCAUAAUAAACCGCUACAUUGCAUGCCAGGGCCCCCUGCCCAGCACCUGUCCGGACUUCUGGCAAAUGACGUGGGAGCAGGGCUCGUCCAUGGUGGUGAUGCUGACAACACAGGUGGAGCGUGGAAGGGUGAAGUGCCACCAGUACUGGCCGGAGCCCAUAGGGAGCUCCGAAUUUGGCAAUUUCCAAAUUUCCUGCCACUCAGAAGUAGGAAACCCCAGCUUUACCCAUUGAUCAUUUUGUGUUUCUCUGAUCCAGAAAAACGAGAGCCGUCCUCUGACGCAGAUCCAGUACACGGCCUGGCCGGAUCACGGCGUCCCGGACGAUUCCAGCGACUUCCUGGACUUUGUGUGCCUUGUACGGCAGAAGAGGGCCGACCACGACGAGCCGGUGGUGGUUCACUGCAGUGCUGGGAUUGGUCGGACAGGCGUUCUUAUCACCAUGGAGACGGCAAUGUGUUUGAUGGAGUGUAACCAGGCCGUGUACCCACUAGACAUCGUACGAACGAUGAGAGACCAGCGGGCCAUGAUGAUUCAGACUCCGAGCCAGUACCGCUUCGUGUGCGAAGCCAUCUUGAAGGUAUAUGAAGAAGGGAUCGUAACGUUUCCGAAAACAUCACACCAUUAACGGAGGAUGACCCAUGAGAAGGAAGACGCGCGUUCCUCCCCCAGCCGGGAUCGAAGAGUCCUCGCCCGCUCGUCCUGCCCCAGUGCACGGCGAUCAAGGCAAGGAGACCCGGGAAGGACUUGGAAUAAUUCAGCACUGUUGCACUUUAUGUUAAACAGAAAAUAAUGGAACUUCUGAAAGUCGACAUUUCUCUUUUGCUUUGGAAGAACUUUGUUUUUAUCUUUUUUAUUUUGAAGAAACCUUUCAUCGAAA